Molecule: messenger RNA, 1801 nt
Organism: Zea mays
Lineage: Eukaryota; Viridiplantae; Streptophyta; Magnoliopsida; Poales; Poaceae
Product: benzyl alcohol O-benzoyltransferase
Exons: 1
Coding region: 241-1641 (466 amino acids)
Source: RefSeq, a predicted model, not a curated record
AUUUCUCCGGCUGGUUGCAUGUGUCCACCACAACUUACUGCCUGCUGAGUUCAGCAUAGUUUAUUUGUUUCAGAAAGAGAUGCAAGGUCCAACAAGGCACCUUUCAUAGCCAUGCAUCGAAGCUCUUGAUUGCUUUGCUACAGGGAAGGACAUUUUCAAAGCCACCGGUGGCUCCGGACAUUUUGCGGUCAAAGCAUUCAGCACCGAAGCAAAGAAAGAAGGGCUGAAGCUCGCGCAGGCAUGUCGACGCUCGCCUUCGCUGUGCGCCGGCGCGAGGCGGAGCUCGUCGGUCCUGCCGCGCCGACGCCCCGCGACACCAAGCGCCUGUCGGACCUGGACGACCAGGCCAUUCUGCGGCGCCACGAGCGGCUCAUGUUCUUCUACCGCGGCAGGUCCGGGUCACGGGCCACCAACGCCGACCCGGCGGCCGCCGUCCGCCGCGCGCUCAGCGAGGCGCUGGUCCCGUACUACCCGCUCGCGGGGCGGCUGCGGGAGGUGGAGGAGGGGCGGAAGCUCGCCGUCGACUGCACCGGCGAGGGGGUGAUGUUCGUGGAGGCCGACGCCGACGUGCGCCUGGCGGAGCUGGAGGCGGCCACGGGCGGGCUGAGGCCGCCGUUCCCGUGCGUGGACCAGCUGCUGUUCGACGUGGAAGGCAGCGGCGGCGUGCUCGGCUGCCCGCUGCUGCUCGUCCAGGUGACGCGGCUCCUGUGUGGCGGCUUCGUCGUGGCGCUCCGCCUCAACCACACCAUGUGCGACGCCCACGGCGUCGCCCAGUUCGUGUCCGCGGUGGCCGAGCUCGCGCGCGGCCUCGCUGCGCCGGCCGUUGCGCCCGUGUGGUCCCGGGAGGUCCUGGAAGCGCGCAGCCUACCGGAGCCAGCCGGCGUACUCCAACCCCAUCGCCGCGACCAUGACGUCGUGCCAGUAGUACCGCAGCCACCGCCGCCACCGCCCGGAGACGGCGACAUGGUCGUGCGGACAUUCACCUUCGGCCCGCGCGACGUCGCGGCGAUCAAGAAGCGCCUCCCGCCGCGCCUCCGGGACACGGCCACGAGCUACGAGGCCCUCACGGCGGCCAUCUGGCGUGCACGCACGGCGGCGCUGGAGCUCGCGCCUGGCGAGGAGGUGAGCCUCGUGGUCGUCGCCAACUGCAGGGGCGUGCGUGGCCUGGGGAUCCCCGACGGCUACUACGGCAACGCGGUCGCGUACCCGGUUGCUCGGGCCACCGCGGGGGCGCUGGGGCUGGGCAACGCGGUGGAGCUGGUGCGGGAGGCGAAGGCGGCGGUGACUGCCGAGUACGUGCGGUCGGCGGUGGACCUCCUUGCCCGGCGCCGCGGGUGCCCGCCAGCGCUGGCGACGAUGGCUAACGUCUUCGCCGUGUCGGACAACCGGCACGCCGGGUUCCAUCGUGUUGACUUGGGGUGGGGCGUGCCCGUGUUCGGCGGCGUCGUGACCACCGUGUUUGGGGCAAGCUUCCUUGUUCCCGUUAGCGGCAGCGACGGGAAGGAAGCCGUGGCCGUGCCAAUCGUGCUGCCACGUCCAGCCAUGGAUCGUUUCGCGUCGGAGAUAGAGAUGACACUGACACUGACCUGCCACGCCGCGGUCGGCUCAGCAGCGCCGCCACCACCCCGUGGGAGACUUUGAACUUGCCUUGCCUGCUGCGUUACACGAACGUAACGUCUACGUAGAACGUCCGUGUUAUGCGUUCCAUGUUUACAAUUUGUCCGUGACUAUGCUGAAAAUAGUCAUCUUUGGAUAUAUAGUCAUAAUUAUGUUAAUCCACGCGUGAUAGUGGAACUUAAAC